GGCUCUCCCAGAACCUAGCGGACGGGCUGCUGUCCUUUUUCCGAUGUGCGGCUGUUCCGGAGCUGGCGUGGCUUGUCCCGGGGAUGCCGAGAUCCUGAGAUUCUAUGGGUGUCCGCGGUCUGACCACCUUUGUGGAGGGGAACAGAAACUUACUCCAAGAAGUGAAGUUCAGGGACAGCCCCCUGGUUAUUGAUGGCUGCAGUCUGUUUUUCCGCCUCUACUUUAACCAAAGCUUGGACCAGCAGCAUGGAGGGGACUAUGACGCGUUCGCCUUUACGCUCACACAGUUCUUGUCCGCGUUGGCGGCCUGUAACAUCCAACCAUAUGUGGUACUGGAUGGAGGGAUUGAUCCAAGUGACAAGAAGUUUUCCACUCUACGUCAACGUCUGCAGUCCAAGAUAAGGGACGCCGACAGUCUCUCCCAUGGCCGCAACGGCUCUGUUCUCCCCAUCCUCACAAGAAAUGUUUUCAUUCAGAUCCUCAUCCAGAGAGGAGUUCCACUGGUCCAGUGUCCAGCUGAGGCGGAUUGGGAAAUUGCAUGUUUGGCUCGCCAGUGGAACUGCCCAGUUCUGACCAAUGACAGUGACUUUUAUAUCUUUGACCUGCCAGGUGGUUACCUGCCUCUCAAUUUUUUCCAGUGGACCAACCUUAACGGUAACGCCUCUCACCACUACAUCUUGGCUCGUUGCUACACCACUGAUGAGCUGUGUCGCUCGUUUGGCAGCAUAAACAAGGAGUUGCUCCCCUUAUGUGCCGUCCUGGCUGGUAAUGAUUAUGGCACUCCAAAAGAUGCUGACAAAAUAAUACAUCUGUUAGGUGUGAGUGGAAUAUGGAGAGGGGGUGGCAGAGGUAGUGCAUCCAUUUCCCGCAUUGAGGGCUUCCUGCGCUGGCUGUCCUCUUUUAAAUUUCCAGCAGACGUACUGGAGGAAGUGAGGAUACUCAUGGGGGAGGAAGUUGGAGGCAUUGGGGGCAAGAGAGGACAUAAGGGUGGGCUCAGUUCACAGCUGUGGGAAGGUAUGCAGGAGUACCACAUCACCACUCCAAGUGCUCUCGCUCACUGGUUCUCUGAAGGUAAGACAGCUCCUAGAGGGCAGAGCUCUUGGCUGCCAGAGUUCCUGUCGCGGGCUGCAGCUCAGGGCCUAUUGGCUCCCUUGGUGGUAGAUGCUCUGGUGAUGCACAGGGUCCUGCUCAUUCCGCAGGUGGAGAACAGCAGGCUAGCCAGCAGCCAUUGUUGUGCCAGCGCCAUACGACAGGCAAUAUAUACGAUAAUACUGCAGAGAGGCCAAGAUUGCCCGGCACAGGAUAUGAGGGCACAAGAAAACAUCAGCCAGGGUAUGAGAGGUGGUAGAGGGCGAAGGGGGCGGGGAGGUGGAGGAGGUGUGGGUCAGGUUAUUAUUUUACCCACACAGCAGAGUGGCAAUUCAGGAUUUAGCUUUGAACAAGCUGAUGGUGCAGCUACAGUCUCGGCCCAGGGCUACAGUGCCCCCAUGUGUGUGGAGGAGUACGACCGCAUGGAUCUGAACUUGAAGAAAAACAAUGUCGAGACACAUCCGCACGGAACCCCCCUACGUCUCGAUACAAUAGAUCAGGCUCCUGUGGAAGUUCGUCUCGGUGUCCUGUUAGAAGUCUUGGGAUUGAAGGAGUCUGCGCUGGCUCCUGUUCCUCUCCACCUGAGGCUGGCUGUAGCAGUGACAGCCUUCUGGCUGCGAGAGGCCAAACCCUCACAGCCCCAGCUCCAGGCUUUGUUGCUGGGCAUGGUUUAUGGAGAGCUGUCCCAGAGCAACCAGCCUGGAGCGCCCCACUACCAACAUACCGACUGGGCUGCGGAGCACAACGUGCGAGCAGGGCUGGAUUGUCAACGUGUGAAGCCAGGGGAGAGACGGGGCUUGGAUGUCGGAGGGGCUCACAGUUUCAGCCAAUGGCAAGCCUGCCUCUGGAGUGCACUGUGUCUCAAUCAGCUAUUGCUGCGGCCGCUGCAUGAACCCCACCUGUCAUUGUUGUACAGCGGUACCUUGGUGCAUGGCCUCCUCAAGUAUCUGAAAGGAGGCCGAGCUGCUGAAUCUCUCCUCAUCGGGGGUUCCAUGUCCGGACCACUCUACUCAUUCCUGCUGGGUACUGUGAGGAAUUGCAGCUAUAAGGCCCAUCCUUCCUCUUCGGCAGCAUGGAGGGGGAAGAGAGGUGGAAACCGGGGAGGAAGAGGAAGAGGGGGAGGAGGAGGAGGAGGGGGAGGA
Pseudoliparis swirei is the source of this 2231-nucleotide messenger RNA. It is a transcript of the gene aste1b, whose product is annotated as asteroid homolog 1b. Lineage: Eukaryota; Metazoa; Chordata; Actinopteri; Perciformes; Liparidae. The transcript has 7 exons. The record is from RefSeq and is a predicted model, not a curated record. The annotation marks the transcript as partial. Gene Ontology annotation, molecular function: nuclease activity.